This is a messenger RNA of Brassica napus (rape), 1242 nucleotides long. RefSeq lists its product as uncharacterized. Lineage: Eukaryota; Viridiplantae; Streptophyta; Magnoliopsida; Brassicales; Brassicaceae. The transcript is spliced from 4 exons. The record is from RefSeq and is a predicted model, not a curated record. Bases 717 to 1070 code for a protein of 117 amino acids.
UGGGGAAGCUUGAGGACAGAGGAGUGGAUAUGAUAACACAAAUUCAUCUUCUUUCUUGAGAACAAUCGUCGAGCUCGAAUUGUCGUAGCCAGUGGAGGAGGGAGAAUGAGAGUGUGAAUCUAGAGAAGAUGGUGGUGAAGAGCGGCAGAGGAAGGCGGAGGAGUAAUUACAGAAGGCGGACUAGGGUUCCUAAGUUUCGAUUUUGAACAAGGUGACGAUGGUGUUUUCGAUUAGGGAAGAACCUAGUUCGUUCAUCUUUUACAAAAACUAGUCUGAGGUUUACAACUGAAGCAGAUGGAAGAAGAAGGUAGAUCGAUUCAAGUAAAAAAAAAAAAAUUUGUGUCGUGAGUGAGAACAAAAAAAAAGAGCUGAAAAUUGGCCAAGUGUUUUACUCUAAAAUCACUUUUCAGCUAAAGUAUUGGUUUUCAUGUUCCCGCUUAAUGAAAUUUUUUACUAGCGCGAUUUUAAUGCUACAAUAGAGUUGUGAUCCGAUUUUAACACUUUUGGUAGCAGUUUGUGAAAUUGUGCUAUCGCGAACUGCUACUGAUACUCAUAUUUCUUGUAGUGGACGAUCGCUUUUGUUCGAUCGGCGUCUCCUCCGUAUCGGCAUCUCCUCCGUUCGAUCGAAUCGGCGUCUCCUCCCAUCUCCUCUUUCUUCUAACCGGUUAGAUCCUUCUGAGAUUCACACUUUAUACAAUUGAUUUGGUGCUGAUUAGAUGAUGAGAUUGAACCUGGAUUUGAUUUUUUUAAGGGAGGAGGGACAUGAAGUUCGAUCCAUCUCGACUCAAGUUGAUACUUGUCAACAAGCCUUUACCCAAGUUGCGUUCCAAAGGAAUCCCACGAUACAAAGUUCUUUUUCUGACGAAUCUGAAGGUGGUAUGAGGGACUCCAUUGAUGUAUCUUCUCAUAAUUCAGAUGUAUAUGGCGCAUCAUGUUCUUCAGACGAGUCAAAUGCUCCAACAACCAAAGAUAUUGAAGCUGAAAUGAGAAGGCUGAAUCAUUUGUUCAUUGGGAGCAGUGGGCGUGAUGAAGUCAUCCGUGUGUUGUGGUCUUCUGUUGUCUUGUGGUGAAGUCACAUGUCACGCUUACUUUGCUGUGUUGAUUGGAACAACUUGUGUUCUUGUAUCACGGAAUUGAGUCACGGAAAUGGACAUGUUUUUGUUGUUUUCUUGUUGCAUUGUCUUUAAAAUACAAUCUUGUAAUGAAAGUGUAUUCUCAACAAGCCUUUGUUCUUCCUUCUUC